GUUUCAUAAAGCAGUUCUCUAUCCUCCCUACAAAAAAGCCCUAAUCUCCCUCGACGACUACCGCUGUUUCCCCCUCUGCGCACUCACCAGCUUUCUUUUGAAUCCCCCUUAAAAGCAAUGUCUCGCGUGUACGUGGGUAACCUUGACCCACGGGUUUCGGAACGGGAUCUUGAAGACGAGUUUCGUGUCUUUGGGGUUAUUCGAAGUGUAUGGGUUGCUCGAAGGCCACCUGGUUAUGCUUUCAUUGAAUUUGAUGAUCACCGGGACGCUGAAGACGCAAUUCGUGAAUUAGAUGGUAAGAAUGGCUGGAGAGUUGAGCUUUCUCAUAAUUCUAGAGGAAAAGGUGGACGAGGAGGUGGAGGUGGCCCGGGACGCUCUGGUGGUUCUGAUUUGAAGUGCUAUGAGUGUGGUGAGCCUGGUCAUUUUGCUCGUGAAUGUCGCACGCGUGGUGGUUCAGGAAGACGUCGUAGCCGCAGCCCUAGAUAUCGUAGGAGCCCAAACUAUGGACGCAGAAGUUACAGUCCUCGUGGCCAAUCUCCAAGACGUCGUAGUCCCUCUCCUCAUGGACGUGGCUACAGCAAGUCUCCACCAUAUCGUGGUCGUGAGGAAUUGCCAUAUGCUAAUGGAAAUGGUGGGGGAACGCCGAAGGAGUAGAAGCUAAGUAGCUCAAGGAUGUAACUUUUGUUGAAGAGAGUGGGCUUAAGUUUGUUUAGUUUGUUUGGACAUCAAUGCUAUUAUUUUUAAUUGAGCGACGCCCUCAGCCUCUUGGAUUUGGAUAAGUUCCUUUCUGUCAUUCUUUUGUUUUAUGAUGCUUUUGUCUGCUUUAUCUAUUCUAAAACGUAGUCUAUUUUAUGCCAAGGAAAAAGAGGUUUAAGCUUACCUUUAAAAAGUUAUUGAGAGAU
Messenger RNA from Hibiscus syriacus, 902 nucleotides. Its product is annotated as serine/arginine-rich splicing factor RSZ22-like. Gene Ontology annotation, biological process: mRNA splicing, via spliceosome. The transcript is spliced from 6 exons. Lineage: Eukaryota; Viridiplantae; Streptophyta; Magnoliopsida; Malvales; Malvaceae. Gene Ontology annotation, cellular component: nuclear speck. Gene Ontology annotation, molecular function: RNA binding; zinc ion binding. The record is from RefSeq and is a predicted model, not a curated record. Bases 118 to 654 code for a protein of 178 amino acids.